Molecule: messenger RNA, 946 nt
Organism: Epinephelus fuscoguttatus (brown-marbled grouper)
Lineage: Eukaryota; Metazoa; Chordata; Actinopteri; Perciformes; Serranidae
Exons: 3
Coding region: 1-783 (260 amino acids)
Source: RefSeq, a predicted model, not a curated record
AUGUCUGUCGGAUCACUCUGGCAAUCCUGUCUUGGGAACCCACCUGGCCCUGGGAGGUCCUCGGAGCCUCAACCAGACUACCAGACGUUGGAAGAAAUCCCGAGCCCAUCCUGCCAGCAACCAGGUCAAGCCUCAGUCCCAGCAUUACCCAGCAAGUCCCUCAAUCUGUUGUCCUGGCUGACGCCACUCCUGUUCCGGCGUUGGGGAUCCCGGCAGACGCCACUCCCGUUCUGGCGUCUGGGAUUCCGGCAGGCGUCAUUCCUGUUCUGGUGGCAGGGAUCCAGGCUGACGUCACUACUGUUUCGACGUCGGGGGUCCCGGCAGACCUCACUACUGUUCCGGCGUCGGGGGUCCUGGCAGAUGCAAAUCCUGUUUCUGCUUUGGCAGACUGGCUGCCACCGGCUCCUCGAGCCCACUUGGUGGUCCGGCCAGUACCUGCUCCUCGAGCCCACUCGGCAGCUGAAGCGCUCUCAAGUCCCUGUUCCUGCCGAGCUGCAGCCCUCUCAAGUCCCUGUUCCUGCCGAGCUCCAGCACUCUCAAGUCCCUGCUCCUGCUGAGCUGCAGCACUCACAAGGUCCAGUUCCUGAGAUGCUACAGCACUCCGAAGUUCCUGUUCAUGCUGAGCUGCAGCUCUCCCAAGUUCCUGUCCAUGCUGAGCUACAGUGCUCCCAAGUUCCUGUUUGUGCUGUGCUGGGACAGACCCAGGUUUCUGAGCUGCUUCUGCUCCCUGCUGACCCUGCUGGGCCGCAGCAGCCUCGGGUCCCCGCUCCUGUGACACUGUAGCAGCCUCAAGUCCCUGCUCCUGCUGGGCCACUGCAGCCUCCCGGCUGAUCUCCAGACCUACUCCACCUGUCACGUCAGCCUCUGGGCCGGCCUCCAGAUCUGCUUCACCUGUCAGGUCGGCCUCCCAGCCGGCCUCCAGACCUGCUCCGCCUGUCAUGUCGGC